Cornus florida is the source of this 1163-nucleotide messenger RNA. RefSeq names its product hyoscyamine 6-dioxygenase-like. The record is from RefSeq and is a predicted model, not a curated record. Bases 25 to 1050 code for a protein of 341 amino acids. Lineage: Eukaryota; Viridiplantae; Streptophyta; Magnoliopsida; Cornales; Cornaceae. The transcript is spliced from 4 exons.
AAAAGAAGAAGUCACUAGAGGACUAUGGAGAAACUUGUUUCAAGUUGGUAUAGUAGUGUUCAAUCCUUGCCUGAAACGUAUGUGGUUCCACCAGACCAAAGACCAGGGAAGAUCACUGUUCCUGUAAGCAAGACCAUUCCAGUGAUUGAUCUUGGAAAGGCAGUGGGUGAUGAUCGAACCGAUAUAGUUCAACAGAUUUUGAAUGCAAGCCGGGAGUUCGGAUUCUUUCAGGUGAUCAACCAUGGAGUUUCGGAAAAUCUAAUGGAAGAGACAAGGAAUUUAUUCAACGAGUUCUUCAAUUUGCCAGACGAGGACAAGGCAAGUGUUUACUCUGAGGAUUCCAGUAAGAAGUGCAAGCUUUACACGAGCAGUUUUAACAACGCCAAAAAUAAGGUGCACUAUUGGAGAGAUAACUUGAGACACCCUUGUCAUCCUUUGGAGGAAUGGAUGCCGUUGUGGCCUGAAAAGCCAACUAGAUAUCGAGAGGUGGUUGGGACAUAUUCAGUGGAAGUAAGGGAGUUGUCAUUAAGGAUUUUGCAGCUGAUUUGUGAAGGAUUAGGACUUCAACCGGGGUACUUUGGGGAUAAACUGACCAACUAUCAGACACUGACAGUUAAUCACUACCCACCAUGCCCUGAUCCAAGUUUAACUUUAGGGUUACCUAAACAUUGUGAUCCUAACCUCAUAACCAUUCUACUUCAAGGAGAUGUUUGUGGGCUUCAAGUCUUCAAGGAUGGUCAAUGGAUUGGUAUUGAGCCUUUUCCCAAUGCAUUUGUGGUUAAUAUAGGUUACCAAUUACAGAUUAUUAGUAAUGGGAAGCUUAAAAGUGCUGAACAUCGAGCAGUGACAAAUUCAAACGAAGCUCGGACUAGCAUUGUCUCCUUGAUUGCUCCUUCUUGGGACACAGUCAUAGAAUGUGCAGAAGAUCUGGUAAGUGAAAGCAAUCCCCCACUCUAUAGAGCCUUCCAGUACAAAGAGUUCAUGGGCACCUAUGCAACCCACGGUGGUGACACAGAAACUGUAUUGGAGCCUUACAAGCUCCGUGUUUAAAGUAAUUAAUUAUGUGUGUGAUAUGUCAAACACGGGUUCAUUUUAACAUGUCAUUCGCAAUAUGAUGUAUGUUUUUCCCCUUCAAUAAGAUGUAUUGAAUAAGUAAAAUGUCA